Molecule: messenger RNA, 2156 nt
Organism: Anopheles moucheti
Lineage: Eukaryota; Metazoa; Arthropoda; Insecta; Diptera; Culicidae
Exons: 2
Coding region: 129-1988 (619 amino acids)
Source: RefSeq, a predicted model, not a curated record
GAAAAAAGGAGUGUUUUUACCCUGGAAAGUGUACCAUUUAGCAGUAUCUUGCGUGUAGGAAGCCUUACUAUUCAUGGUAAUAGUCUAGAGAUUUUACUGCAACAGCGCGAAAUUAAAGGAAAACAAAGAUGCCGUACUCCGUAGUGGAAACUAUUGGAUGUAUGGACAGCAAGAAAUUGCUCACAGUGCCAGAAACGUGGAUUGUUUGCCAACAUGAUGCGCCGACAGGGUUUUUGUAUUGGCCGGACGCGAAAAACGUUAGUUCGCUGAAAGAACUGAUGGCAAAUGAACACAGCACUCCAUCGGCUUCAUGGGAAAAACGAAUAUGUAAAAUUAUCUACCGGGGCAUUCCUUCCUUAACGUCGGCCCAAAAAACCUUGGAAGUCUUGCAAAAGCAGUACAAACUGAAUAUAUGCGUCGUUACUCGUGGAGUGAAGAAAAAAGUUCAGCAUAGCAUGAAUCCAAUGCGAAGCACUGCGCCAACGUUGGUUGCUGAGAAUCAGCCGACUGACAAUGCCACCAAACGAGUGUAUAAUUCUAUGAAUCCACUGGAAGAUGAGGAUCCAUUUGGGAAUCAUCCGGUUCCAAAACCGUUUACAGAAAACAUGUUUACAUUCUGCAAGCCGAAAGAAGAGUACGAUCCAUUCGGCGAUCUGUUUCCAGCAACAUCUGGAACGAACCUUGAUCCUGAGAAGAACCCGAGUGCAAAGAGGCAGUCGGCGAUUGACCCACUGGAAGAUGUGAAAUAUUCUUCCCAGCUAUACGAUCUCAUAUAUGAACUGAAGAACAUAAUAAUGAGCAUACAGGAAGAGAUGAAACAAAACAUACGCGAAGGUUUCAAUCAAAUCCAAGAAACCAUGUUGUCGCCGCAAUGGUGCAAUGAACAAAAAGUGAGGGUGCAAUCGAACCAUAAACUGAGUGAAACAGCUGAGCUGUACUGUGAUGGUUAUGUGUACACGCUAAAAACCGCAGAAGACAUGAAACGUUUCGAUGACCAGCUAAGAAAUACAGAAUAUCGCAAGAAGGUUAUAAGCUUCGUAGAUUUAAACAUACAACAUGAGACAAAAACACGGAAACGAAUGAAAAUACUAUUUGAUAUGUUAUUCGACGGUAACCUGCUUGAUCAGCUCAACUGGUCCGGAAAGAAUGGCAAACAUGGAUUGAAAAGUUAUUUGAACAUUAGAAAAUUGUUUGAAUACUCAGGCAGCACUUCCACGCAUCGCUCCAAUCAAGCGGAAGUAACCAAAUUUGUCAUGAAGACAUUGGAAAACAGGAUGCGUGCGCGAAUAGAGGCCCAAAGAAAGAGAGCGUCCCGUAAUGCUACGGUAUGCCGUUCGAAGAGUAUUGGUUCGACCCAACAGAAAACGAUACCAAACGCUCUUUUGGAAGCAGAAGACAAUGGUACAGAACGGAAAGAUACAGCGAAGGAAGGUGAACGGAUUGAACGGGAUGAAAUGAUUGAAGAAAGUAAAGGCAUUGAACAGGAUAAAAGUAUUGAAAAUGAUGAAAGUAUGGAACACGGUAACGAUACAAGCGUAUUAGAAAACAGCCAAACAUUGUCAGACGAAGAUAGUUCACAGCCUGCAGUAUCCGGAAAAAUCCUGACAGACAUCCUGACAGGCAAGCGCAUUACAUGUGUACAAGAACUGGAUACAUUUGAAGAGCAACUGAACGACGUAAAGGUCAAACAGCAAGUGCAAAAAUGGAUCGAGCAAACCGUUGGUCCGGUGACCGAUGAAGAUGAACGCAUGAAUGAUUUGCUGGACCGGUUAAUUGAAAGAAAAGUAUUGCGAACCUUUAGUUGGAUGGAUGCAAAUAGUGGAAAACUGCCCUUGGAAAGCUAUAACAAUUUUGUUAAACUGUUUGAAUAUGCCAGCCGAUCCGUGAUACAUCAUACGAUCAUAUUUAACCGUGGUUACGUUUCCAAUUUCUUUAUGAAUUGCAUUAGCAACAUUGAACGGCAAAAUAAGUCUAAAAAAGAACUCUAAAUGUGUUCACACUACUAACUAAGAUUUUUUUCUCUUACUAAUUAAGAUUUUUUUCUCUACGAAAUUGUGGGAGAGUUGUGUAACAAUACAGCCAAAUUAGGACUAAUGAAACACUUUAUUUUAAGAGCCAUCAUCAGGAUACCGUACCUACGUGUACGGUACGUAGUU